AUGGUUCGGGUGGCGGGAUGUGGUAUUGCUAUUACCGCGCACACGACUGGCGCGAGGGGCGAUCGUGACGGUGGUCUCGGCGACAACCGGCUGAGCAGCGUUUUGGAUGAUGCGACGAUGAUGACGACAAGCAGGUUUAAGGUGGCGGCGGAGAAGGGAGAUCCCUCUUCGGCCGGGGAGGCAUUCAUGGGAAUAAGGAGAGAGGAAGAGAAUGAGGCAUUAACGAGUUUCCCCAACGACCAGGAAUGGGAAUGGGAACCGAAAUCGACGGACGGUAAAAUACGUCGGGCCGCUGAAUCAACUGUCGUCUCCAACACGGAGAAUCUCAUGAAGUACAUGUCCCUCGACCAGCGCGGUCAGGUUCAGGCAGAAUACAUCUGGAUCGACUCGAUCGGUGGCACCCGCUCCAAGACAAAGACCCUCUCCAAGCCCGUCAAGAGCGUCGACGAGCUCCCCGAAUGGAACUUUGACGGUUCUUCGACCGCCCAGGCUCCCGGUGACAACUCCGAUGUCUACCUCCGCCCCGUCGCUUUCUAUCCCGACCCUUUCCGCCAGGGUGACAACAUCCUCGUUCUCUGCGAGACCUGGGACUCCGAUGGCAGCCCCAACAAGUACAACUUCCGUCAUGACGCCAACCGUCAGAUGGAGACCCACGCCAAGGAGGGCUUCUGGUUCGGUCUAGAACAGGAGUACACCCUCCUCGGUACCGAUGGCUGGCCCUAUGGCUGGCCCCGUGGCGGUUUCCCCGGUGCCCAGGGUCCGUACUACUGCGGUGUCGGUACUGGCAAGGUCUACUGCCGUGACAUCGUCGAGGCCCACUACCGCGCCUGCCUGUACGCCGGCAUCAACAUCUCCGGUAUCAACGCUGAGGUCAUGCCCUCCCAGUGGGAGUACCAGGUUGGCCCUUGCCCCGGUAUUGACAUGGGUGACCAGCUGUGGAUGUCCCGUUUCCUUCUUCACCGCGUCGCCGAAGAGUUCGGCGUUCGCAUUUCCUUCGAGCCGAAGCCCAUCAAGGGUGACUGGAACGGUGCCGGUCUGCACACCAACGUCUCCACCCAUGCCACCCGUGCCGACGGCGGCAUGAAGGUGAUUGAGGCCGCCAUGAAGAAGCUCGAGGCCCGCCACGUUGAGCACAUUGCCGUCUACGGCGAAGGCAACGAGGAGCGUCUCACCGGUCGUCACGAGACCGGCAACAUCGACAAGUUCUCCUACGGUGUCGCCGACCGCGGUGGCAGCAUUCGGAUUCCCCGCCAGGUCGCCAAGGACGGCAAGGGCUACUUCGAGGACCGUCGCCCGGCCUCGAAUGCCGACCCCUACCAGAUCACCGGUAUCAUCGUCGAGACUAUGUGUGGUGGCCUCUAG
This is a messenger RNA of Penicillium lagena, 1362 nucleotides long. It is a transcript of the gene glnA, whose product is annotated as glutamate--ammonia ligase. The record is from RefSeq and is a predicted model, not a curated record. Gene Ontology annotation, cellular component: cytoplasm. Lineage: Eukaryota; Fungi; Ascomycota; Eurotiomycetes; Eurotiales; Aspergillaceae. Gene Ontology annotation, molecular function: glutamine synthetase activity. The transcript is spliced from 7 exons. Bases 1 to 1362 code for a protein of 453 amino acids.